Messenger RNA from Adineta steineri, 1071 nucleotides. Lineage: Eukaryota; Metazoa; Rotifera; Eurotatoria; Adinetida; Adinetidae. The record is from the annotation of a GenBank genome assembly.
AUGGGUAACAAUGUCGGUGUUACAAUGGCAAUUAAUAUUGAUCGGCCUAAUCCUUUUUAUUACACUGAUGAAUGUGUAUCUGGAUCUGUGAAAUUCGAUAUUACCGAAAGUAAAUUAGAAGUAGAAGGAGUUUAUAUCACAUUAAUAGGUGUAAUUGGCUAUACAACAACUGUAUCGGUUGCAACUAGUGGAACUCAUGUAGGAAGACAAAUUGAAUAUCAUACUGCUCCGUUUUAUUCUGCUAAAGUUAUUUUGGCACAACUUGAACCAGAACAAAAAGAAUUAAUUUAUAAACAAGGACAAUAUUCAUGGCCAUUUCAAUUUCCAUUAACGACACAUCUUCCACCAACUUUUAAUCAACCUGAAAAAUAUCCUCAUAUUCGAUAUUAUCUAGAAGUUGUUAUUGAUAAACCAUGGUAUAAACCGAAUAAUAAACAAGGAAAACUUUUAACAAUAUUUCCACGUAUUAAUUUAUUAGAAAAUCCUCGAUGUUUAGUUCCAACUAUAUUUGGAAAUCAAAAUAGAAAAGAUAUAAAAUUAAAUGGAACUUUAAAUAAAUCAGGUUACGUUCCUGGUGAAUUAAUUGCUGUGACAUUAGAAAUUGAAAAUCCACAAAGAGUUUGUAUUCAACGUAUUGAUCUAUCAAUGUUACAAUCAUAUGACAUUAGAGAAAAUUCAAAUGAAUUUAAUAUAUUCAAAGCAACAUUACCCAAGAUUGUUAAUCGAAAAGAUGAACAAAUAAAUGAAACAGUUUCGAUACGCAUUCCUGUUGUUUCAUUACCUCCAUCAUAUCAAUUUCAAGGUCUUCAAACAGCUACUUAUGUUGAUAUUCAUUAUUUAUUGCAGUUCGAAGUCAAAGUCGAAGGAAUGUUUACUAAUUUCGAGAUUAAAGUACCAAUUACAUUAGGUACAAAAUCCAUCUCUGAUCAAGCUCAUCAACAAGCACUUAAUCCUUUGAAUAACCCUAGUUCUUCCGAUAUCGAACAAUCGAUGUUUUCUACUGAUACUGAACCACCACCACCAAGCUAUGAAUUUGUUGUACAAAAUAUGAAUAAUUUUACUGUUUUUUAA